This is a messenger RNA of Capsicum annuum, 2744 nucleotides long. RefSeq lists its product as uncharacterized. The transcript has 2 exons. NCBI's taxonomy places the organism in Eukaryota, Viridiplantae, Streptophyta, Magnoliopsida, Solanales, Solanaceae. Bases 470 to 2599 code for a protein of 709 amino acids. The record is from RefSeq and is a predicted model, not a curated record.
AGAUAAGAGGUAGACCCCAAGUUUAUUUUGUUAUCAAGUUAUAUCAGUAAAUUUUGACAUUCAUAUAGAUAAUGUUAUGAAAAGAAUACAAAGUUUGUUUCUCUCCCUCUCUCUUGAAAGGUUCUUGUUUUGACUAUUCAAUGAAUCAACAUCCAUCCAUCAAUGUACUCUUGUCUCUUGUUCACAUCACAAUAAUAGAGUAGCACUAUGCUCAUUUAUCACACGAUCUAUGUAUCCAACUCGAACCAAAUACCAGUGGACACGUGCUAUCUGCUAAACGUGAUAGUUCUAAGAUUUUAUCAUCAGCGUCCAAUUUACAGCCACAUAUUCUGCUCCAGUGGACACGUGCUAUCUGCUAAACGUGAUAUUUCUAAGAUUUUAUCAUCAGUGUCCAAUUUACAGCCACAUAUUCUGCUUCAAGGAUUACUAUAUUUAUGAUGACGUUAUUAUCUGAGAGGUGACAAAGAAAAUGGAACUUCCAGUAUCAGAGAAAAUGGAAUUUGCCUUUCCAAUAUCAGAGAAAAUGGAAGUUCCAAUAUCAGACAGAGUAAAGAAUGCUUGGUAUGAGUGGAAUAUCCAAGUAUUUCUCCUGUUGAGCCUCUUCCUCCAAGCAAUUUCCCUUUUCUUAGCACCAAUUAGAAAAAGAUCAAGAAAUAAGUGGCUGAUGUUGCUUAUUUGGCUCUCCUACCUGGCUGCUGAGUGGGCUCCCGGCUUUGUGAUUGGUCUUAUUACCAACACUGUCACUGCUGCUACUAAUUCUAGUGAUGUAAAAUAUCACAAUAAUAUUCUCAUAUUUUGGACUCCUUUCCUUUUUUUACACGUUGGUGGUGUUGAUACUAUUACCGCUUUUUCACUUGAAGAUAAUGAGUUGUGGAUUAGGUAUGUUUUUGCCUUCAUUUUCCAGAUCAUUGCCUCUGCUUAUCUCUUUUACUUGUCACUUUCCAAAAAUAAUCUCUGGCCUCCCACACUUCUCAUUUUUCUUGCUGGAACCAUCAAAUGCAUCGAGCGCGCACGCUCGCAAUAUCUAGCUACCAGCAUCAAGGACGAUGUAAAUCAGUCUAGUUUUACUGACAAGCCCCCUCUUUGUGAUGGUCCUGUUGAUGCUACCAAAUUAAAGAACUUGGAUGUUGUUCAAUAUGCAUAUCAUUUGUUUGAGAUGUAUAAAGGUCUUAUUGUGGAUCAUAAAUUUACACCAGACGCAUUUGAGGCAAGUCGGAAGUUAGUCCGUGACAAUAUAAAAAAAGGGAAUGACGCGUUUAGAGUAGUGGAGGCUGAGAUGUACAUCAUGUACGAGGUCUUUCAUACGAAGGCCUCAUUUUUAGUCUAUUCUAAAAAGAAGUACGUAGCCAUCUCCCGUUCAGCCUAUUGGGUGUCCUUAGUAGCAACAUUGGGUUUUUUUGCGUUCGUGGAUAAAGGAGGAUUUCGCUCUGUGGAUAUUGCUGUGACCUAUGCUUUGCUCUUUGGUACUAUUAUUCUGGAUGCAGUGGCGCUGCUGAUUAUGAUUUUUUCGUCCUACUUGGUCGUUGCAUCCAUGUUGCACUCUCCAACUUUAGGCGUUCUGGUAAGUCGUCCCUCAGAACUAGUGAUGCAAAUUUGGAGUCGAUGCUUCCCACAAACUCUGUCUCAGUACAACCUUAUAAGCCAUUGUCUGCAACAACGUUCAAGGGUAUGUCAAAAGGUGUUGAAUUUCGUUGGGCUUGCUAGCUUCUUCGACGAGCUAACAUAUGUAUCCCAGGUACCAAUCCCGCAAGCUACAAGGCUGAAGCACAAAAUAUUUAAAAGGGCCACACCAUAUUCUAGUUUGCCGCAGAGUCAACCAGACCCCCACUUCUAUCCUACAGACCACUGGGCUCAUCAUUUCCGAUACCCAACAAAAAGUAUGCAUAAACUCUUCCAUCCAACAAGUGAUGAAGAAUUUCUCAUAAUCUUCCACAUUGCCACGGAGCUCUGCUUCCAUUUUGACGAAGAUAGUAGCAAAGAGACCUCCAAUUCCAUCACGCAUGACACUGUGAAAGAUUUUCCCAUUUGGUGUAAGCGUCUGUCAGACUAUGUGUUAUACCUUGUUGUAUUCAAACCAUCCUGCCAGCAGACUGCAUUAGAAUAUCAGAGCACUAUUGAAAAGACAUUGGCUGAAGCUGCGGAGUUGUUUGCUCGAGGGAACAAGAAGACGUUAACAGACCAAAAGAAAGCCUGUGAAGAGAUUCUUGGCCUAGCCAAGAACAACAUUAUUAGUGAUCAUAUGACAGAAGACAACGAACUACUUCUCGAUGAAUCUGAGAAAGGCAAUAGAUCCAAAGGAUCAAUAUUGUAUCGGGCAAGCCUAUUGGCGAAUCUGUUGAUAAGCAGCCAGGAUGGAAAUACAAGAUGGGACAGACUUUUUAAUGUGUGGAUGGAGAGGCUACUGGAGAUAGCAAAAUGGAGCAGCCCAAAUUUCCAUGCUCAAAAUCUGGGCCAAGGGGGGGAAUUCCUGAGUUUAGUGUGGUUAUUAAUGGCUCAUUUAGGAAGUGGAACGCAAUAUCAAGUUAAGGAGGGAUCUAGCUUGUUGGAACCAUCCUGGCUCCAGCCUUUUCCAUUCCUCCCCCAGUACGACACUGAAUAGUACACACUUGGGCAAUGCCUAAUGCUACUUGCUCCUAGCGUAGAGAAUAGAAGCCUAAUGUAUAAUUACAGUAGAUAUAAGUACUGUACUACCCUUUCUCUGUCGAAUAAAUAAGGGUGACAUAUCGAUGUAUUGUCACUGUAAA